UGUUUCCUGUUUGUAGAAAAAUCACUGCAUCUAGAAUCUGUUCUGGUUCUGAUCCAAACCUCGGCUGGUUUUCUGUGGAAUCAGACGUUCAGUUCCUGCUGCUGCUGUUUCAGUUGCAGGCUGAAUCACUCGGUUCUGCGGGUCCGAUCCGGUCCCUCUGACUAACUCUUACUGGAAUGCAGCAGCUGCGUUUCCGGCUCUGAACUCCUCGUGGAUUUCACAACCGCAGUGAAGGUCCAGGAUCGGAUUGGCUGCUGGGAGGAACACAGAACUCACUGGGUCCGCCUGAGCGGCCCGGUUCUGCAGAACCACAGCUGGAGGUUUCCCUCUGACAGCUGAAUCCCUGCCGAUCGACAGCAUCUGGGAGCAAAUCAGGAUUAAAAUGAUCCGGUUCUGGUUUCUGCUGCUGGUUCUGAUCCGGCUGGGUCAACAGAACCAACCAGGCGUUUCUCCAUGCGGGCCUCGGAACCUGACCGUCAGCCGAUUGGACCAGACGGUUCUAGUGCAGUGGGAAGAUGACGCGUCCUGCUCGGCUCUGAACGACCCGAUUCUCUACAACGUGACGGUUCUGGUUGAGAACCAGGACGUUCACUCAGACGGAGUCUGGGUGGCGCCGGGCCUCAUCGGGUCGACCCACUCCUGGCGGUGGACGUCUCCUGUGCCGAUGGACUGCGCUGCUCACACCUUCAGGCUGAGAGCCCAAAUCAACAACCAGACGAGCCGGCCGGACCAGCACUGGACUCUGCCGGAUAAAGAAGCGGUUUACAGCAGAAGCGUUUUCCCUCAGGACGCGGCGCUGGAGGCCGGCAGCCUGGCCACCUUCUGCUGCGUCGUCCCACACGGUCAGCAGUUUCACCAAAUGCAUCUGGAUGGACACACAGGCAACACCACCAAGAUCAGUGAGCAUAGAUACGCCCUGACUGUGCGGCUGAAACCCGUCAAGGAAUCUGGAGCGGACGUCCAGUGUGAAACCAAAUCAGGAGAGGUGCACGGAGCGACUGUUUUCAUUGGCUACCCGCCGGGUGACAAAGACCUUCAGUGUGAAACUCAGAAUCUGGAGUCGGUGGACUGCCGUUGGAACGAAGGAAGAAACACGAUGGUGAAAGUCAAGAGUGAGACACGUUAUCAGCUGGACGGAAGCCCAUGUGUCAUCGGUUCAGAGUUAAGAUGCUCUAAAAAGGUAAAGAUUGGCGGCGGUGAGAGGAACUGGACCCUAACAGCUCAGAACGUUCUUGGACAGGUGGAGAUCCGAGACUCUGCAGAUCUGACCAGAAGAGUUCACAUGUUUGCUCCACAUGAUCUCAGCGUUGGAGACGUAGAAGCCAGGAGUGUGAGGCUGAGCUGGAGCUGGACGGUGCAGCAGUACCAGAACCUGAGCCUGAGCUGCCAGAUGAUGGCCUCCGACGCUGACGGAUCCUUUCUGCAGAUCAAACAUGGAGUCGGACUGAAGGCGGCAGUUUUAACCGAACUGAAGCCAAACUGGAAAUACGAGGUGAAGGUUCGAUGUGGAACAGCUCAACAUUUCUGGAAGUGGAGCGACUGGAGCAGCAGAGUUUCCUUCCACACAGACGGUGAUGCUCCUGAUGCUCUGGACGUGUGGAUGCAGAAGAAGGGAAGCCAGACUGUGAUUGUCUGGAAGAAGCUUCUGGCCAAUCAGAGCCAUGGAGACGUCACCGGGUACGAAGUAACCUGGACCAGAACCAGCGGCUCACAUCGGCUCUACAAGGUGGAAGUCAACGCCAGCGUUCAUCGGUACACUUUGGACGGGGAUUCCAUCGUCACGGUAACAGCGAAGAACCAACAUGGCAGCUCCCCCCCAUCGACCAUCACCGUCUCUGCCGCCAGUCCAGAUGAAACCAGUAUGAACCUGUCCUGCUUCACUGGGAGUGAUGGGGGACUCGACCUGUCCUGGUCCCACCGUCCAGAAGCUAGCUGUGGCUACGUGGUGGACUGGUUUCCAGCGUUGGAGGCUGAUCGUGUCGACUGGUUGAAGCUGCCUCCCAGUCAGAACAGAGUCAGGAUAAAACCCAAGAACGACGUAGCUGGGCGGCGAUACUGGGUAUCCAUCUACGCCUGCACCCGCGGCGCUCUGCUGCUCCUGGAGAGGAAGGACGGCUUCUUCACGGAGAGACAAAUACAGCCCAAGUUUUUUCAGUCUCUGUCCUACAAACUGCGUGGCUCCGAUGUGGAGAUCUACUGGGAUCCGGUUCCUGCCAGACAGCAGCCUGCUUGUAUCCAUGGAUACGUCCUGUACUACUCUAAAAACCGGGGUGAACCCAUCACCGUGACCACAGAAAACCCAGCGGACUCCAGCCUGACCGCCAGGAACCUGCAGAGCGGCUUCUACACCUUCAUCGUGGCGGCGCAGACGGUGGCCGGAGCGUACGGCAACACGACCCUGGAGGUCCUCUUAAACGACGAGGGCAGUUUGAACAACAUCUUCAUCUCCAUGGGCGCCGUUUUCAUCCUCCUCUUCCUCAUCACAGUCCUGUGCCACAGACACUGGGCCUGCAUCAAGGAGAAGUUUUACCCUGACAUCCCGAAGCCAAACUUGGCCGACUGGUUCACUUCGCCUGUGAAGAGCGUUAACCCUUACCUUCAGUCGGGGCUGGGUUGCCAUGGCGAGGAGAACAUGGCCGUCCCAGAGCUGCUCCUCAAACCUGCAGAGCCGCUGAACAACAACAACCAGGAAGACGUGGAUCUGAUGUCACAAGCCCCGCCCCUCAACCACAGCAACCCGGCCCAGGGCCGCCACGCCGUCUCCACCGUGUUCCCCAACCCGACGUACAACCUGCCAGCGGCGGGCCCGGGGCGGCCAGCGGGCCCGGGGCGGCCGGCGGGCCUGGAGCCGAGCGACUACCACCCCCAGAGCCUGGCUGAGAUGUUUGGUCAGAACCAGGCGGGCCAGAAACCCAUCAUCUGUGUUUCAGAGUACAUCAUGGCGCUGCAGCCGACCCAAAGAGCCGCACAGAAAAAUGGAGGGAAACAUGAUGGAGACUCAGCAGAAUCAGGUGAAUUCAAUCGUUAAGGAUGUGAAUCCAACAAUCUGAUCCAAACAUCAGAACUUCAAAAUAAAACUCCUUCAGAUCGUCACAGGAUGACAACAAUAUUACCGUCCAAGCAUGAGGCGACAGGAGAGAGAAACAACAGAAACACUAAACAGAAUAAAAACAGAACAAAAAGUUACUGGGAGCAACAACAACUGGAGAGAAUCAGGAAAAUAGCAAACAGUAAGAUUUAUUACAAAGGAACAGAAAUCUUAAAAUGAGGGCAGCUAAGGUCACACCAUAUGUAGCCUGCGCGCUAGUAUGUAGCCUACAAGCUAGAAUGUAGCCUGCAAGCUAGUAUGUAGCCUACAAGCUAGAAUGUAGCCUGCAAGCUAGUAUGUAGCCUAUAAGCUAGAAUGUAGCCUGCAAGCUAGUAUGUAGCCUGCAAGCUAGAAUGUAGCCUGCAAGCUAGUAUGUAGCCUGCAAGCUAGAAUGUAGCCUGCAAGCUAGUAUGUAGCAUACAAGCUAGAUUGUAGCCUGCAAGUUAGUAUGUAGCCUGCAAGCUAGAAUGUAGCCAGCAAGCUAGUAUGUAGCCUAUAAGCUAGAAUGUAGCCUGCAAGCUAGUAUGUAGCCUGCAAGCUAGAAUGUAGCCUGCAAGCUAGUAUGUAGCCUGCAAGCUAGAGUGUAGCCUGCAAGCUAGUAUGUAGCCUACAAGCUAGUAUGUAGCCUGCAAGCUAGUAUGUAGCCUACAAGCUAGAAUGUAGCCUGCAAGCUAGUAUGUAGCCUAUAAGCUAGAAUGUAGCCUGCAAGCUAGUAUGUAGCCUGCAAGCUAGUAUGUAGCCUACAAGCUAGUAUGUAGCCUGCAAGCUAGUAUGUAGCCUGCAAGCUAGAAUGUAGCCUGCAAGCUAGUAUGUAGCCUACAAGCUAGUAUGUAGCCUACAAGCUAGUAUGUAGCCUACAAGCUAGUAUGCAGCCUAUAUGCUAGUUUCCUUCCAUUUACAUUUCUAAAUUACAUUUGAAAACAUCCUGAAUAUAAACAUCUUAACCAGUUCUGAUUCUGGUUCCAGUCAGAACUUGAAGACUUGAUGAAUCUUUCCAUCUUUUUGUUGUUCAUAAAUAACAGAUUGUAAUAUUUUUGAUGCAAAUAGAACAGGCUGAGAUGCGUCCUGCUGUUUUAAAUGUCUGGCUGCUGGAAGACUUGGACUAGGACUAAUUUUUCUGCUGCUUGUUUUUUAAAGCAACUUAAAUUCAACGACCCUUAAAGUUGAAAUGUUUGUAGAUAUUAAAUCUGUGUGAAUUAUGUUUGCUGUAAAUAAACCCUGCUGGUUUUUACUGAGCAGCUGUGAUGACACAGAGCCACCAGCAGGGGGCGCGAGAGCUACAUAAACUUUAUUUUUUUUACUCUUUAUUUUAUGUUUUGCCAAAUAAACACUGAAGCACCUUUAAGUUUUUGUAGAAUUUAAAAAAUGUAUUAAAUAAAUUAUAAAAUGACUGAACAGACUAAAUUUAACAUUUUUUGU
Gambusia affinis (western mosquitofish) is the source of this 4507-nucleotide messenger RNA. Its product is annotated as leukemia inhibitory factor receptor-like. Gene Ontology annotation, biological process: cytokine-mediated signaling pathway. Gene Ontology annotation, molecular function: protein binding; cytokine receptor activity. Gene Ontology annotation, cellular component: external side of plasma membrane; membrane. The coding region runs from base 383 to 3028 and encodes 881 amino acids. The transcript is spliced from 17 exons. Lineage: Eukaryota; Metazoa; Chordata; Actinopteri; Cyprinodontiformes; Poeciliidae. The record is from RefSeq and is a predicted model, not a curated record.